AUGCUGGCCAGUGCCAUUCUCUCCAAUGUGUCGGUGGAAACUAUUGGGUAUGGGAGAAGGUAUAAACAUACAGAUCGUGUGUUUUGGGUUAUGCAGUACAUUGAGAAGGAGAGGCUCCGGGACAGCGAUGUUGUUGUUGUGUACGAUGGUGCUGAUACGCUUUUCAGUGGUGCCUCCACGGUGCAGCAGGCUGUAGACAGGUUCAUUGCCACGACAGCACCAACUCCCGAUGCCUUUGAUGCUGGAGCUGUGCGUCGUGGUGUGGCUACAGCACCAGUGCUAUUCUCAGCAGAAGCCAACUGUUAUCAUCCCCAGUUGACGGAUAGUGGAAAAUGGGGUGUUUCAAAGGGUCGGUGUAUUUCUGCGUACUGGAGAGCAUAUAACUAUUGGGUAGGGGGAUGCAGUGGUGAUGUUUGUAACGAAAAGCUUAGGUUGCAUUACCUUAAUGCAGGUGGUUACGUUGCACGUGUGUGGGCGCUGAAGCAGACAUUUGUUGCUUUUCGUGAUGUGUUGCAACGGAAACGUUGGUGGUGUGACCAGAGUGCGUGGGGACUGGUGUACCUGUGGAGCAUCACCCAGGAUGCACGUAUGACACCCGAUGUGCGCAUUCCGCGUGGUCUGAUAAACCUGGACUUCCAUAACGAAUUUUUUUUUUCGCUACAUAGUAUGCGUUUUGAAAUAGAUAUUCUUUUUUGGAGUUCCACAGCCAUUGCAAAUGUGGUGGCGGGUGGCAGGUUGCCGUUUCCUCUCUUCUUUAAUAUUGUGGACAAGCCCAACGCCACUCCAGCCAUUCUGCAUUUUAAUGGUCUUGGGCGUAAUGUUGGUUUUUUUCUGGAGAAGAUGCGUAAUCACACCUCUUGGUAUGUGGAAAACAAGCGUUCGGUUGAUGCGGCUGAGAAGGCCAGGGAUAUGCUUAAAAGUUACUCCCGCAUUAAGGUUUGUGGCGAUGGUGAUUGUAAUUUGGCGCUUUUUUCUCAAUUUUGUCCCGUGUUUUUGUAG
Trypanosoma theileri is the source of this 999-nucleotide messenger RNA. RefSeq names its product expression site-associated gene (ESAG-like) protein. NCBI's taxonomy places the organism in Eukaryota, Euglenozoa, Kinetoplastea, Trypanosomatida, Trypanosomatidae. The record is from RefSeq and is a predicted model, not a curated record. The coding region runs from base 1 to 999 and encodes 332 amino acids. The transcript has a single exon.